This is a messenger RNA of Somion occarium, 794 nucleotides long. The record is from the annotation of a GenBank genome assembly. Lineage: Eukaryota; Fungi; Basidiomycota; Agaricomycetes; Polyporales; Cerrenaceae.
GAAGAUCCUGCAACCUUAAUUGAUCUUCGAUGUUUGGGAGGUCUGUCAUUGUCGGCAACUCGGCAUACCAUCGGCAACUUGCACCUGCCAUUAGGCUUGAUCAUGAUCCUCCUUCCCGUAUGAGGAUAAGUAUAAGUAUGGAGCAGCAUUGUCGGCUUUCAUGUCACUUCACUUGCUUCACUUACGUUUUCCAACUGUUCUUCCGCUGUUCGGUCUCAAAGCUGUUGUACAUGGUCGCUCGUUUCUGGACUGCAUCUUUCAUCUCGUGGGUGACGCAAUGGCUUCUACCACCUUUACAACUUCGUGUUGGCUGCUCAUUUCGGCGAUUACCUACACUAAGAAUCAGCGUCCUGGUCGCAAUAUUUUUAAUAACCAUUCUCCAUGCACUGUCCAAUCAGUAUCGAUUUUUCAGUAUCGACGCUAUAACGUGGCUGGAGUUCUGGUUUCAAUCGGAAUGUAGAGUUGAACACAACCCCUUUCACGCAGUGGCCAGUCCAGGACUACCAGCGACUCGGUCGAACUCGUCCAAAGCAAAGGCCUCCAUCAGCGGGACCAUUCGACAGAAUGUGUAUUUUGAACACCAAGAACCAUAGGAUACACACUAGGCUUCGGAGGAAUACGAGGACGCGAUCGUGUCUUCUGCCACUGGCCAUAUAAGACCUCUGCCAGGUGUACUGAUCGAUGACCAUGAAUGUUGUCCUUUCACCGUCAACUUGGUGAGUGAAUGGAUCUACUUUAUGCAGAUUCAUUCUCCAACUGCAUCGUGUAAUAUGUCGUUGUCAUGUUUUAUACUA